CAGCGUGUUUUCUAAAUGCUGUGCUUGUGUUGUCAAAUUGAUGAUUUGUGUUUUUUUAAGUUACAGCGCUGUGACCUCUCAGGGCCACUGUAGGCUACAUUUGCACUAAAUGUAGAAUAAUAACCAAUUUCUCCCUGUCUGACAGAGAUGUCUUGGUUGGCUGCUUUGUGUUUCCUGCUCCUGCAGACUGGAGCGUCGGGGUUUGAUACAAACCCAAUCGGCUCAUCGAAGCGAGACUCUCUGACUCAUGAGGAGAUCACACAGAGAGCGCUCCUGACCGCCACUGCACAGGCGUGCCGCUCUCUGGCUGAGGCUGAGGGCAGAGACUUCACUUUCCCUACUUUGAAUGUUGAGUCCGUUGCUUCUGCUUGUGAUGCAUCAAAAUCAUCCAAGAGCUUCCGAAGUGCCAUCCAAUCAGUCCAAAGAAGGAAUAGACGAGUAGAUACGAACCAUUUCGCCCAGCCAGAACUUCACUUUAACAAUGAAGAAUUUUCAGGCGGAAGGAAACUCAUCACAGAAGGAUUAUCAUCUGUGAAAGCCAGCAACAAGCUGGAAAACUUUGAGGCCGCGAGAGAAAAACUGGGACAAAUCUUACAUGCUUUACAGGACUUCUACAGUCACAGUAACUGGGUGGAAAUGGGAAACAAAGUUCCAAACUCCAACCUGAUCAGAUCUGACACCAGCAUCGGAAACAUUGCAGCUGAAAGCAGAGCAACCUGUCGCAGCUGUAACGGGGACGACUGCACCAACAACAUCUUGGAGGACAUCUUGUCUCAAAAGAUACUGACCUCGGGAUAUUUUAAUGUUUUGCCACUUGUCUCCUCCAAACCAGAAGGAAAAUGCAGCCAUGGAGGAGCAGUUGAUCAAACCAGCACCAUCGAGCCGACAGGAGGGAUCAACAAGGACACUUUUGAUGCCAGCCACGGACACCUGCACAUGGAGGCAGCUAACAUGGCGAUCGCUGCGACCAGUCAGCUGCUGGAGGACGUCCGAAAGGCUGCUGGAGACAAACAGUUCCUCCAGAUGAUGGGACUCUCCAGAGGUAAACCUCUCUGUUUCGUGAUCGACACAACAGGAAGCAUGUCCGACGACAUCGCAGCAGUGAGGACCACCACAGCCUCCAUCAUCGACAGAAAAGUGGGGACAGAGGAUGAGCCCUCUCUUUACAUUCUCGUCCCUUUCAAUGAUCCAGAUUUCGGGCCUCUGAUAAAGACUACAGACCCAGUCGCCUUCCAGAAUGCUAUUAAUGCACUAACAGCCAGCGGUGGAGGAGAUUUGCCAGAGAUGAGUCUCUCAGGACUUCAGCUGGCUCUGACCGGUGCUCCCCCUAACUCUGAGAUCUUCCUCUUCACGGACGCAACUGCUAAAGACAGUCACCUGAGAGGCGCCGUGAUCGCUCUCAUAGAGAGCACCAAGUCAGUGGUGACCUUCAUGAUUACUGGCAUCCUGGGAUCACGUCGUCGGAGACAGAGCGAUGGCACCGACAGCCAACAACAAAACCGCCUUUUGGUGAAAACAGACGCCCAGCUGUACAGAGACAUCGCUCAGGUUUCAGGAGGUCUGUCUAUUGAGGUCUCAAAGAGCCAGCUCCUCGAGGCCACCAGCAUCAUCACAGAGUCCUCCAGCUCCUCUCUGGUGAACCUCCUGCAAGCGGCCAGGAAUCCUGGAAAGGCCGAGAACUUCACCUUCACAGCUGACGAGUCAGUAAGAAACCUGACAGUUUACAUAACGGGGAGCGCUGUCACCUUCACUCUCAUCAGCCCCUCAGGUGUGUCUCAGGACAGCACCGUCACUACAGGACCGCUGGUCACUGUCUCCCAGUUGGUGGGAAACUUUAAGACUCUGCAGCUAAAAUCAGAAGCUGGACUCUGGGAAAUUAAAAUGGUGUCAACAAAUCCCUACAUCCUGAAGGUCGUAGGUGAGAGUCCCAUUGACUUCCUGUUUGACUUCUUGGAGGUGUCCCAGGGCCCUCUUGGAGGUUUUGACAUUUUGGACAAUCGACCCAGAGCAGGUGUUAAUGGGAGCCUGAUAGUCACAGUUACUGGGAGCGACUCGGCCACGCUGACGGACGUAAUUUUGGUUGAGUCUUCAGGGUCAGGAGAGGUUAACGGCAGCGUGGAGGCUCUGGGCGAAGGUCAAUUCUUUGUGCAGUUUGACAGCAUACCAGCAGAGGCGUUUGUGGUGCUCGUGAAGGGUCAAAACAACAACAGUUCCUCCAGAGUGUCAUCAUUGACUUUCCAACGGCAGUCAACCACCAGCGUCAAAGCUUCUACUGUGACUGUCAUUGCUCUUGAUUCAAAUACCAUCGUAGAGCCAGGAACGCCGCUGUCAGUUCCCUUCUCUGUGACCACGAGCGGUGCAGGAGGAACCUUUGCUAUCCAGGCCAUUAAUGACCAAGGUUUUACUUCCACUGCCCCGUCCAGUUUAACCCUGGACACAGGAGGCAGCGCCAACAACACGGUCAUCAUCACAGCGCCUUCCAACACACCGUCUGGAACCGACGUCACCCUGACCAUCCAGGCCGAGGCUCCGGGAGGAGACACCAACUACGUCGUGCAGCGUUUUACUGUCCUUAAAACGGUGACAGACUUCAGUGAGCCGGUGUGUACGCUGCUCAGCAGGUCUAACUGCUCUGCAGCCUGCAGCUCAGAGAUGUGGGAGCUCUCUGUCCGGGUGACUGACGGAACUAAUGGGACAGGUGUGGACCGUGUGAGUCUUGGACUGGGCAACGGCACAGUGAACACCAGCCUGAGCACUGAGAACUCAACGCUGGUGUCCUACACUGCGUCCUGCUGCUCUCCUGAUGUGGAGCUGCUGGUUGUGGAUCGGGUGGGUAACGUGGCCUCCUGUUCCUUCAGCGUCCGGGCUGCGACCACCACUGUAGUGUCUUUGUCCACCAGAGCUGUUCAGUCUUUCCUCCUUUGCUUUAGCAUCACAAUCUUAGGACACAGUUUAACAUUUUAAAUGUCGGUAUGAGGAAGAUUUACAUUUUAAAAUUAUUCUCUUGUUCGACUUAGCUGCCAGUUUAUUAGGUACACUGGCUAAAAUUGCCACACAAUAAAGUCUGUGAAUUACUUUGUUUUAUACCUCCAACAUAGAAAAGCCUAACAAUAUUUGAUAAAAGAGUAACUAACCCCUCCUAAAAUCAAUAUAUAUGGUUAUUUAGUUCUGCUGAUCGUGGGGUGUAUUCAGAUCCUUUACUCCAGUAAAGGUACUAAUACCACACUGAAAUUACUCCAUUACAAGUAAAAGUCCUGCAUUUAAACUUACUGAAGUAAAAGUACAAAAGUAUCAGCAUCACAAUGUACCUAAAGUAUCAAAAGUAAAAGUACUCGUAAUGCAGAAUGGCCAGAUUGUUUCUACUAAUCACUUUAAAUUCAUCAUGUUUACUAUGUUAAAUCUCAAACUGAACUAAAGCUGUCGGCUAAAUGUCGUGAACAAUAUUUGCCUUAAAAUAUAGUGGAGUAGAAGUAUAAAGUUACAUGGAAUGGAAAUACUCACGUAAAGCGUAUUUUCCUUGUCAAAUAUACAAUAACAUUUAAUUUAAAAUAAUUAAAUUUUUGCUAAGUUCUUAUAGCAUUUUCUCAUGGACAUCUUACGCUUUCGCUCAGAGGUGAGAAACGUUAAUAUGUAAUAUGGGUGACGAAUGAAUGUACAAAUACUUUUUUUUAAAUUAAUUUUAAGUGUUUCUUUAAUACUGCUGUAAAACUAACUAAAAGCUAUGUAAUAUUUAUUGCAUGGACUAUAUGUGCUGUAUGUAUUACAGGCUAUCUGGUGUCAUUUAAAACUUUCGUCAGUUUAAUCAUGAUACUUCAUUUAUCAAUAAUCUAAGGACGAUUUAUUCACAUUUUGAGUACUUAUGCUGAUAUUAAGUUGUGAAAUGGUAAUGCAUGAUUAUUUGAUCAUUUAAAAUUGUAAAGGGUUGUUUCUUCUUACACAGAUGAUUAA
Molecule: messenger RNA, 3948 nt
Organism: Centropristis striata (black sea bass)
Lineage: Eukaryota; Metazoa; Chordata; Actinopteri; Perciformes; Serranidae
Product: von Willebrand factor A domain-containing protein 7-like
Exons: 16
Coding region: 148-2964 (938 amino acids)
Source: RefSeq, a predicted model, not a curated record